GCAUCUCGGUGGAGUUGUUGCUGGGCAGCGAAGGCGGUUAAGAAGUCCAGCAAAUUUGAAAUAUAACAGACUAUUAUUUAUGGAAACGGUUGAAAUAGAAUAGCUGAUUUGUGGGGAACGUUAAUAUGAGCUAAUGCUGUGCUUUGCUGGCGGCUCGAACGCGAUAAUCGUCGUGUUGUCUUAGUUAAGCUAGCUUGUUAGCUAGUUAGGUUAGCCAGUUUUGGCGGCGACUGCUUUAUUGCAAGGAAUGUGAGAGGAUGAUGAAGUGACUGGACCUCUGUACGGUCAGGGAACCACCGCCGAACCGGUUUUAAGCCUCGGUUGAUGUUUGAAGGGGUGUUUUAAAACUGCGUUCUGUAGCUUAACUUCCUCUUGACUCCUGAGGCGACACAUUCAGCAGGACAGCAGGUAACUCGCCGCCUCUAAGCAGUCGUUCCCUAAAAGACAGGUAAAAUGGGGAUUCAGGGACUUUUACAGUUCAUUAAAGACGCAGCAGAGCCCGUCCAUGUGAGGCAGUACAGGGGACAGACCGUGGCAGUGGACACUUACUGCUGGCUGCACAAAGGAGCGUUUUCCUGUGCGGAGAAGCUGGCCAAAGGGGAGCCAACUGAUCAAUAUGUCUCCUACUGUAUGAAGUUCGUGGACAUGCUCCUGUCUUUUGGCGUCAAGCCCAUCUUGGUGUUUGAUGGACGAAACCUUCCUUCAAAGCGGGAAGUGGAGAAGGCACGACGAGAACGGCGUGAGGCUAACCUGCAGAAAGGGAAACAGCUGCUGCGGGAGGGGAAGCUGGCUGAGGCCAGAGACUGCUUCACUCGCUGUGUUAAUGUCACUCCCUCUAUGGCGCAUGAAGUCAUUAAGGCUGCCAGGACACGUGGAGUGGACUGUGUGGUGGCCCCGUAUGAAGCAGAUGCUCAGCUGGCCUUCCUGAACAAAAGUGGAAUCGCUCAGGCCGUCAUCACUGAGGACUCUGACCUGCUGGCAUUUGGCUGCAAAAAGGUGAUAUUGAAGAUGGACAAGCAGGGGAAUGGCCUGGAGAUUGACCAGUGCCACCUGGGCCGCUGCCGGUCACUGGGCGACGUCUUCACGGAGGAGAAGUUCCGCUACAUGUGCAUCCUGUCCGGCUGUGACUACCUGGCCUCGCUCUACGGCAUCGGCCUGGGCAAGGCCUGCAAGCUGCUGAGAAUGGCCAACAACCCAGACAUACUCAAGGUGAUCAAGAAGAUUGGCCAGUAUCUGAAGAUGAACAUCACCGUGCCUGAUGAGUACGUCGAGGGCUUUGUGAAGGCCAACAACACGUUCCUGUACCAGCUCGUGUUUGACCCCAUCAAUAGGAAAGUGGUGCCCCUGAACCCAUACCCUGAGCACAUCGACCCAGCCACCCUCAGCUACGCAGGCGUAAAUGUAGGGGAUAAGCAAGGUCUGCAAAUGGCUCUUGGAAACGUGGAUAUUAACACUAUGAAGAGAAUUGAUGAUUUUGACCCUGAUGCCCCUCCAGCACAGCCUGUCAAAGCCCCUCGCAGUCGAGGUUGGAACGACAGUUGUGACGUUCAGAGCCUAGCCCAUGGCAGCAUCUGGAGAAGGGGUUAUGUGGCAGGUUCCUCCAAGCCUCAGACCUCAUCCUCCUCUCAUAGACCCUCUCCCACCAGGGGGAAAGAGAGACUCGUCGCCUUCCAGGCUCUGAAACUCCCCAGCAGAGAGGCACAGGUCAAGAGACCCCGCGAAGACUCAGGUGUCUCAGAGGAAGACAUGUUGGAGCAGUACUCAACCGGCCCAAAGAGACACUGCAAAGAAACGCCUCCCCAUCUAACUCCAGCCACCAUGGAAGCGGGGCGCAGCACUUCCCAGGAGACCAGUCGACCUCGACCUCGUAACCGUUUUGCCACACUACUGCAGUGGAGGAACCAAUCAGACGAAAACGACGGAGAGCAGGGAACACUGAGCAGAUUUUUUGCCGGCAGGGACCUCUCCAAAGCUGAGUGUCCGGAGCAAAAGUCCUCUGUGAAGGAGGAGUCAUCCGAUUCUCCAAAAUCAGACCACGGGUCUUCUGUAGCCGGAGCCAACCUCACAGAGAGCGUGACAGCAGACGACCAUGCUGAGCUCCCCAGUUCACCACCCACCCUCUCUCCUCCACUUCGUUGUGCCAGUGUGAACCUCAGUGCAUUCAAGUGGUCCAGCAGCUCUACAGAACGUUCCAGAACUGGGCCAGCACCAUCAUCCGCCACUACAGACCGGUCUAGGACACCCAGUGCUCCCUCAGGCCUUUUAGCCCUCCGCCAGUUCCAGAGGAAAAAGGAUAGUAUCUCUAGGGGAGAAUCACCUCAGCGCUCCUGCCCCUCCUCUCCUGUAGAGGGCACCAUUGAUGUAGAAACGCCUCCGGGUUCUCCUCCUUCUCAGGACAGUGCAUACUUCUCUCAGCCCAGCAGCGGCCCCUCUAGCUUGGAGGAUUCACCAUCCAGCCAUCAGGUCAUUGAAGACUCACCUGAAAAGGACAAAGACCCUUGGAAAGAUUCUGAUUCUUCAGUGACUCCCAGCAACUCCCCUUUGACCGAGGAGGUAAAAUCUACACCGAUGAGGACAAAGGUGUCAGGUCUGCCCCGGAUGCGGCCCACUGAGCAAGAUAAAGGUAGUAAGAUCAGACCCUCUGCUCCGGCCAGGGCGAGCGGUUUGAGAAAGAAGCCUGGUGCACUCGGGAAGAAGGUAGCCGUCACAAACGAGAACAGCCCGGGACUGCAGUCCACCAUCAGUGGCCUGUGGAAGAACUUUGGAUUCAAGAAGGAGAACUCGAAGUUACACCCUUGUAAAAAAGGAGAGCCCAUGUCACCAGUGAAGGACAACGUGCUGACGCAACAGCCCUUGAUCGGAUGAAAACCUCUACCUCGUGAUGAGAAGAACUCCACUCUCAAAUCGAGCCACGGCCACAUAUGACUGUAAGACAUAACAGUUACACAGUUAAAAGGUAAAGAUGAUCCUGGCGUCACAGUCCUUUCGGAUUCAUUGCGUACCAAUCAUCACCGACUACAUACCUGCAGUAAA
This is a messenger RNA of Colossoma macropomum (tambaqui), 3033 nucleotides long. RefSeq names its product exonuclease 1 (gene exo1). Gene Ontology annotation, biological process: DNA recombination; mismatch repair. The record is from RefSeq and is a predicted model, not a curated record. Gene Ontology annotation, molecular function: DNA binding; 5'-flap endonuclease activity; 5'-3' DNA exonuclease activity. Gene Ontology annotation, cellular component: nucleus. NCBI's taxonomy places the organism in Eukaryota, Metazoa, Chordata, Actinopteri, Characiformes, Serrasalmidae.